CGUCGGCGGUGGUGGAGCCUAUAAGAAGUUUCCCAGUGCAACAGUGGACUGAUCUAGAAGUGUCAGAAAAGCCUGAGCGCAGAUAACACACGCAUACACACACACGCGCGCGCACACAUGCAGGCGUCCCGUUCCUAAAGCAACAGGCAGGAGAAGACUACCAGCUCAGAUCAAAGCCUCACAGGCUCCGGAGAUAUAUAUCCAGUGGACCAGGAUUUUUGGGGGGGUUUCUCUGGAGGGGGGAGUGGGACUGUCAACGGAGAAGAACUGCCAAGCUAUUUCGGUACACCAGAGGCGGGGGUAGCCAGCCGGGCGAUCUGAGUGUUUCCUGGCUUUGAUGCGACCCGACUGUGCCUGGAGCAUGUCCACAGUGGGCCUGACUGCCCAGGAGACCUCUUUUCCCAUACAAAACCCCUUCCUCCAGGGCGGCUUCUGUCACAGCAUGGCUGGAUCCAAACCCUCCUGGAGCUUUCGCCAUGACCCCAUUGACAACUUCUACUUUACCAUGGGGACAGAUCAUACUUAUCGAUCUCCGCAAAAGGGCCAACUUUCAAGUAAUGAAAGACAUAUGUACAGUUCAAGUACAGCGAGAUUACCUUCAAAAAAACUGCGGCCCGCCCUCCUCUCCCUGUCCUUCACCCCUGAACCAUCCACCCCGAGCCCUACCGAUGAAGACCAGGUGGUUCCCUCAUUCCUGAAGCUGUCAGUUAAGGACUGUAGCAGCCCGCCACGGACACCCGACAGAUGUUCCAAACCUUUGCCACCGAUUCCCCUACAAACAGACAUCUGCCCCGAACAAGUUAUAGACAAUGAGGUGGAAUUUUUCACGAGUACGGACAAAAGCUGCCUGGUUCCGAGCGACGACCAGUGUUCCAAACUAUCUCCUUUUCGAUAUGGACAGCUUCACAGAAGGAGCUUCAGGGACUGUGGGCAGAUCAACUACGCUUACUAUGAUGGUCCUUUAGGAACAGAUAGAUCUGGCCAGGCCCAGCAGCACCAUCAGGGGAGACCCGUGCAAGCGAUGCACGGACAGCAUGAACAGCAGCGGCAGGAGCCACUCGAGCCAGUGGUAUGCCAAAGAUCACAGGACAAAGCUCAGAGGAAGCUGCGGCGUUCUCACUCUGGCCCAGCUGGCUCUUUACACAAGCCGUCACUGCCGCGCCUCACAUGCAACAAACGCCACACCUACGGUACUGAUAAACCAGAAGUGCCACCCCCUCUUCCUCCACGUUCACUGAAAACUGGUGACAACCGCCGCUGGUCAGCAGAGGUCUCGUCUGGGGCUUACAGUGACGACGACAAACCACCAAAAGUGCCCCCGAGAGACCCCAGAGGCAGCUCCCGCACGCCAAGCCCAAAGAGCCUUCCCACGUACGUUAACGGGGUAAUGCCCCCCACCCAGAGUUUUGCACCCGAUCCCAAGUACGUGAGCUGUCGGAGUUUCUUCAGACAGAACAGCGAGGGCUCUCCCCGCAUCCUUCCUGUCAUGGAAAACGGAAAGAAGGCCAGUGCCACGCACUAUUAUAUUUUACCGCAGAGGUCUGCGUUCACAGAAUCACCUUGUGACUGCAGCUCAAGGAGGAAGGAGGAUUUGGUUUGAAGGGCAGAAACCGUAGAGAACUCUUAUGGAAUACGAGCAAAAACCACUUGACACAACAGUGCAUCUGUACAUCAAACUGCUGCUUUUAGAUGAUAAAUGUCUGUACACGUCCUCAUCUGUCAGGAUAUGCACACUGUAUACAGUUACUGGUAAUGUUGAAAGAAGCUAUCGCCUAAAAUACAGCAAAAUCUGUAUCUGACGAAAGACUGUGGGAGAACUCUAACAUAUUGUAGAACCUAUUUUUGAUAUGAUUUUAUUUCAUUGUCGUUCUGUUGUUUUUGAUGAUGUGGCGCAGUCAGAGGGUGCAAGCAGGCCUUGGAUCUUGAUGUGCUCAGUGUUUCGUGUCUGAAGGGUGAGGAUGUGAUGCCACUGGGUCUUUUUUUUUUUUUUGUCAUGCUGCUUUUGUCUCACACAGGUCAGUGACGUAAAUGUGCAUCACUUAAUAUAUGAAGUUUAAAUCCAAGCCCAGUGAAUUUUUGGAUAAAAGAUGAAGGAUAUUAGUACUCACAUCGUAUCUCUGUUUGUUUAUUAAACACAAAGUAAUUGCUCUUCCUCAAUGAAGUUUCAAUACUACUACAAGCCAGCCAUGUCACUGUGAAUUUGUACUUCUCAUGGCAUGUUGUUGCUGGCAGCUAUGCCUUUUUCCACUAAAAUUUCUAGUGCAGCUUGUGUGGUAUAAUUGUGUUAAUAUGUGUAUGUGCGGUUGUGCAUAUUGUGUGCAUGUGAACAACCUGACAAAGUGUUCAAACGAUACAACAUGGAGUAUGUCAGUGGAGAGUUGUCAACCAUCCUUGUUACUGCGUGCUGCUUGUUUGCAGCUCACAUUUUAGUUUUUUUUUUUCUUUAAGUGUCCAGGUUUUUAUUUUUAUUUUUGGUCUGUUUUAAUGAAAGUGAAUAUAAGCUGUUCUUUUUUAAAAAAAAAAAUCUGGAGCUUAGUUUUGAGUCACCUGAAACCCAUUCGCCUUGAGCUCUACCUCAUUUCGAUGUUAAUCCUGUAUUUCACAUUGACCCCCAAAACAACCCAAUCAAAUUAGAAGAUCCACCUCCCCCCAAAAAAAAGAAAAAGUAGGGGUAUUUAGCCUCCAAUUAUACCUGGCACUAGUCGUAUUUAAAUUUCGUCAAAAGAAUAUCUCCAAAGGAAGCUCUUGGAUCAGAGAAUUUAGCCCAACCUGUUAAUACAAAUGCAUUACAAAGAUAGUGCAGGCUUCACCUGCCUGACACCAACUUUCCUGUUCUGCACAUGCAUUCCUGUCUUACGUGAUUGCAGUGGGUGUGGUCCCAGAGACUUUGGCUGCUGGCAGCCAAGAAAAUGCAUGUAUUUUAUUGUUGUAGAUUAUUUACGAAGUAUCAGGAUAUUAUAGAAAAUGUAGCACACGUGUUAAAUAACCCUCGGUAUCAAACAUGGUGUUUAGUUUUGGAAACAAAACAGCUAAGGUCAAUCGGUCAUUGAAGUAAACUUUUUUUUCCUUUCUUUCUAGCUCACAUGCCUUGACAACCACUAUGUUGCUUUUGACCUGUGUUUGAAAUGUUUACAUCGUAUACUAUUUAAUCUUAAGGUAUUCACAUGUCUUAUCAGAAAUAGUAAAACUGAAUGAAGACUAGUUUGUCAAAAAAAUCAAAAAACAAAAAAACAUCUCUGCUGUUGUGAAGACAUGCACUGAGAGAGUUCAGUAUGCUGUGUACAGUAUUUAACAAUUCAAUUUGUUGUUAUGAAUAGCUGAUAAGCAUAUAGUCUUUUAAAUGACAAGGCCAAAAUAAAAAUGAAUUAUUUAUGA
Messenger RNA from Oryzias melastigma (Indian medaka), 3375 nucleotides. It is a transcript of the gene errfi1a, whose product is annotated as ERBB receptor feedback inhibitor 1a. Gene Ontology annotation, cellular component: extrinsic component of cytoplasmic side of plasma membrane. Gene Ontology annotation, biological process: negative regulation of epidermal growth factor receptor signaling pathway; regulation of keratinocyte differentiation. The transcript is spliced from 4 exons. NCBI's taxonomy places the organism in Eukaryota, Metazoa, Chordata, Actinopteri, Beloniformes, Adrianichthyidae. The record is from RefSeq and is a predicted model, not a curated record. Bases 338 to 1600 code for a protein of 420 amino acids.